AUGGCCACCAACAACGUCGUUGUCCUGAGCCAGGAUGCUCCAGCUCCAAGCCCUCUCAUGUCACAAGGAAUAAUCAGCAAUGGAAUGGUGUACUGCUCUGGUAGUCUGGGCAUCGAUCCCAAAAGCGGUACAUUCGUCUCUGGUGACGCCUCAGACAGAACUGUACGGGCUCUUCAAAAUCUCGAGGGGGUCUUGAAAGCCGCCGGUAGUGAUCUAAGCAAAGUUGUUAAGGUUACAAUCUUUCUCUCGAGCAUGGAUCAUUACGCAAAUGUCAAUAAGGGCUAUGGGAAGGUUUUUAUCCAUGAUAUCAAGCCUUGCCGCACCUGCGUUUCUGUUGCAAAGCUUCCUCUGGAUGCCGAGGUAGAGAUCGAGCUUAUUGCAUCACUUUAG
Molecule: messenger RNA, 390 nt
Organism: Penicillium nucicola
Lineage: Eukaryota; Fungi; Ascomycota; Eurotiomycetes; Eurotiales; Aspergillaceae
Exons: 3
Coding region: 1-390 (129 amino acids)
Cellular component (GO): cytosol; mitochondrion
Molecular function (GO): deaminase activity
Source: RefSeq, a predicted model, not a curated record